Molecule: messenger RNA, 867 nt
Organism: Cavenderia fasciculata
Lineage: Eukaryota; Evosea; Eumycetozoa; Acytosteliales; Cavenderiaceae
Exons: 4
Coding region: 1-867 (288 amino acids)
Cellular component (GO): membrane
Source: RefSeq, a predicted model, not a curated record
AUGUCAAGUAAUAACAAUUCAACUAUAAUAAGACCAAAAUACCCAAAUCUUCAUGGAUAUGAUCCUUCAGUAGGGUUGGCAACAGCAGGUGUAGUUGGUUUUGCUGUUGUAUCUAUAAUAUUAUUAGCAUUAUCUAUAAGAUUUAAAAAGUUUUGGUUUUUUGUUGCUCCUGUUGCUGGUGCUGUAAUGGCAAUUGGAUAUGGAACAAGAAUAAUAAGUGGAAAUGAUGUACAUAAUCUAGGAAAAUAUAUUACAACAACCCUUUUAAUUUUAUUGCCACCUACAGCCUUGGCAGCCGUAUUUUUAUUUGCACAACUUGGUAAAGUAAUGAAAAAGACUGGUAUUACACAUCCAAUCUUUAGACCAAAAGUUGUAAAAUAUUUAUUUUUAAUUGUUGAUAUUUGUUCAAUUUUCAUUCAAUCUGCUGGAGGAGCAUUAUUAGCACAAUCAGCAGAUAAUAUAAAUUUACAAACACCAGCCAAAGCAGUAAUGUUGACUGGUCUAACCAUUGCCCUUACAUCAUUUACACUAUUUUUCUUUUUAAUUGUUUAUCUUCACAUCAAAGUACUUAGAGAAAAGUCUGACGAGGCUGACAAAAAAUGGAGAGUCAUCUUUAUUGCCCUCUAUAUCAGUGGUCUUUUAAUUAUCCUUAGAAGUAUAUAUCGUGUUGCAGAGUAUGCAGGUGGUUAUCAUAGUGCUAUAAUGUUAAAUGAAGGCUUAUUCUUUGGUUUGGAUGCUUUACCAAUGUUUUUAUUAAUGUGUGUAUGGAUUCCAUUCCAUCCAGGAUAUGUUAGUCUCAGUAACAAGGAUAGUAAAAAGAAAUCAACCACUACCGAUGAAACAAGAGGAGGUGUUGAAAUGGAAUAG